GACGUGAGUUUGGACGAGUACGAACGUCGCACCGAUAACUUUAACGUUCAUGUUUAUGAACUUCCAUUAGAGCCACAUGAAACUUGUAUUGGCGCAAUUACUUCAGAAAUAAUUGAGCAAUGCCUUCCUGUUAAAAGAACAAAUGCCGGAACUCGUGCUGAUCGUUCUGGAAAAGAGGCUGAUGCAUCAUUUCGUCCAAUGAAACCAGGAUUGCCUCUCCAAACUGAAACCGGGAAUCCGUUGAAUAUUUUGCAGCGUACGUGCCUCAUCAAAAUUAAUUUGGAUUGUCUUUACUACCAAGCACAUCCCGAAGUCCAACUUUCACGAACCAUUCUUCCCGAUCCCAUUAUCCUGGAUUUUUUCUUUGUCAGAAAUGAAAUUCUCCGUGCAUACAGAGAAUAA
Molecule: messenger RNA, 402 nt
Organism: Racocetra fulgida
Lineage: Eukaryota; Fungi; Glomeromycota; Glomeromycetes; Diversisporales; Gigasporaceae
Source: the annotation of a GenBank genome assembly